Penaeus chinensis is the source of this 1295-nucleotide messenger RNA. RefSeq lists its product as uncharacterized. The coding region runs from base 128 to 889 and encodes 253 amino acids. The transcript has 3 exons. The record is from RefSeq and is a predicted model, not a curated record. NCBI's taxonomy places the organism in Eukaryota, Metazoa, Arthropoda, Malacostraca, Decapoda, Penaeidae.
CCUUUGCACAUGCAGUCCUCGUGCCCUCCCUCCCUGCCUCCUCCCAGCCCUGGCUUACGUAUAAGAGGGGCCGAGAUCCGCAGGGCUGCCAGUGAGGAGAAAAGUGUCAUUAUCUGCAUUUCUAAUUAUGGUUUAUACUGCAAUUUUCUGUUUACUUUUAGAAUGUGUGACCGUUUCACUGGGCAAAAGCCUUCCGAUGCUCAGGAAGGAUGGCAAGAGCGAAGGAAGUUUGCACAGUCCAUCAACAACCGAAGGCUACACGGCGCCACAGCAGCCUAAGGAGAAAAGUACGCCUUGGAAUCUGGUGCCUAACUCAAGCGCUUCUGACUAUGGAAAGACAAUAGGCCCUCAAAAUGUGAUAUUCCCUGUGCCCUUGAUGACUCCGGAGAUCUCGGAUAAAGGCCGCAUAUUUCCAAGUAUCCCGGGUAUCCCGCCGCUUUGGGAUGCUGCCCAAUAUCCUACGAGCGAGAAGGUGUUCACGCCUCUCCCGAACAUAUUACAGGAUCCCAUGACUGUGGGAAACAUGCCCGAGUUCCGUGCAGCCAAGGAGAACAUUCCUCAGGUUCCCGAGCCCAUCUGGAAUACGGCCCAGAACCCCUUUUACAAAGUGAGUAUGCCACCAGGUUUUCUCAAUGAAACACAGGAAGCGACAACUCCACACGUGCCCUCCGUGUUGAAGGUGGACCUCGGACACACGACGCAACUGCCAGAAAUGGAGCCUCAGGACUCCGCUACACAAGGGGGUGUAAAAAAGACGCCAAUAGCCAUCGAACUUACGCCGAAUGUGAAACUGGAUCGCCUUGAAGUAAAGGCAAAUAAAGUUAUCUUACACGGAUAUCCAUGCCAAUGCCCGCCAGGCGUGCCCUGCUAUUGCCCAAUUGAUUUGUGAUGCUUCAGUGACCUUGUUAAUAAAGUUUGUGUAUGUGUGUGUGUGUGUGUGUGUGUGUGUGUGUGUGUGUGUGUUUGUGUGUGUGUGUGUGUGUCUGUGUGUUUGUGCGCGUGUGUUUUGUUUUCUAUUAUGUGUAUGUGUGAGCAUAUGAAUUAUUUUCUUUUAGCUACGAAAUAGCUCAUCAUAUUAUUUGUCCAUAUCUAUGUAUAAAACUUGUUCAGAAUUUGUAGUGGACUCUUUGGUUUUACUCUCAUGUCGAACAAAGAAACACACAAAAAAAAACAGCUUCAUGACAAAACAUAUGUUAACUUGCUUACCCUACCUUGACACAAGAAAGGUGAAAACUUAAAAUCAUUCGUCCAUGUGAUGGCUGUCACACUUAGAAAUAAUACAGAAUUAAGGUCAA